Penicillium cosmopolitanum is the source of this 2031-nucleotide messenger RNA. Its product is annotated as ankyrin repeat domain-containing protein. Gene Ontology annotation, biological process: nucleoside metabolic process. NCBI's taxonomy places the organism in Eukaryota, Fungi, Ascomycota, Eurotiomycetes, Eurotiales, Aspergillaceae. The record is from RefSeq and is a predicted model, not a curated record. The transcript is spliced from 5 exons. Gene Ontology annotation, molecular function: protein binding; catalytic activity. The coding region runs from base 1 to 2031 and encodes 676 amino acids.
AUGAGCAGGAGAUCCAAGAAAAAUCCCGGCUAUGCUCACCAGGGCUUGGAAAACGACCGCCUGUUCAAAGUUUCAUGCGGCCACGUCCCCGGCCCGGACUGUCGGGGAUGUGAUACAGCUGAAGAGGUUCAACGCGAUCCUCGAGAUACUACUGAACCAGAGAUUUACUACGGCACCAUCGCAUCCGGUAACACGCUUGCCAAAGACGCCGCUGCUCGUGAUCGAAUGGUUGCUGAUCUUGGCGAGGAUUGCAUCUGUUUUGAGAUGGAAGCGUCUGGCCUGAUGAACCACUUUCCCUGUCUUGUGAUCCGGGGAUAUGCGACUAUGCCGAUUCUCACAAAAACGAUCGAUGGCAACGCUACGCUUCGGCGACCUCCGCUGGUCCAACAACAGAUUGAUCGCUUGCAGCAGACGACAGUCGCAAUGAAAGCUACUACCGAUUCCAUUAAGUCUGACCUUCGUACUCAUGAGAUCAAAGGCUGGCUUAAUCCUGCGGACCCAUCUACGAACGUCAAUCAGGCGAGGAAGCUCCACUAUAAGGGGACAGGCGUGUGGCUCCUAGACAACCCCGUCUUCCGCUCGUGGUACUCUGGGCCGCUUCGACAUAUAUGGCUGCACGGGCUCGCGGGAUGUGGAAAGACCGUUCUCAGCACAACUGUGCUUGACCAUCUCGCAAAAGCAAACGACAGUCCUCUCCUCAACUUUUUCUUUGACUUUAAAUGGCAAGACCAACCGAAGACAGAGGCUCUCUGGGAUAUCUUUUACAAUAUGCUCAGAAUGCAGAAGAGAGUCUCUAUCGUUCUGGACGCAUUAGAUGAAUCAACGUCAAGGGAUGAUAUUCUCGAGAGGAUCGAGGACAUAAUAUCUAGGCCAGAGUUGGCCCAUGUCCAGCUGCUUUAUACCAGCCGACCCGAGUCCGAGUUUUUGCGCCGUAUUCCAACUUUGAUAGGAGAGGAAGGUUGCCUACCACUUGAUGAGCAGGCUAUCAAAUCCGAUAUCCGUUUAUGGGUCUCGGAACAACUCUCUCAACGGCGUGAGUUUACAGAGAAACCCUUAUCAUGGGGUAUUCUUGAGGAAAUACGGAAGAAGGUUGGCGACGGGGCGGACGGAAUGUUUAGGUGGGCAUUCUGUCAAUUAGACAGCCUAGCUCGAUGUCGUCACGAGGCAGCUAUAGAGGAGGCUCUCGUCUCUUUACCUAAGAACCUGAAUGAGACAUACGAGCGCAUGAUGAAGAGUAUACCAGUGGAGCGAAAAAUGGACGCAAUACGCCUGCUACAAUUUUUAGUGCACUCUAAACGACCUCUUACGCUAGCAGAGGCUAAAGAAGUAAUAGCGACGCAGAUUGAAAACGAGUCGACAGGGUUUGACAUCAAGCGUCGGUUGUUCUCCGAAAUUGAUCUCUUGGAUUACUGUCCCGGCUUAGCGACAAUCGUUCAUGCCACGGAUAAAGAGUUACAUCUUGCCCAUUUUUCUGUCAAAGAGUUCCUUCUCAGAGAUAACAAUUUUCAAAUCAAGGUUGCCAGCAUUUCUAUCACAACGACUUGUUUGACUUAUCUCACAGACAUCAAAGGUAGCCACGAACACACCAAGCGGCAAUUUCCGAUGGCAAGAUAUGCUUCAAAAUCUGUCAAGUUCUUUGAGGAGGAAGUGACAUUCCAACGAUGGAGUCGCUUGUAUCAGGCGGAUGAGAGCUGGGACGAUGACCCUGGUCCUCCGCGAGCUUCCAAGCUCUACUAUGCUUGCCUCAAUGGGCUCUUGGCGCCUGCAGCAGAUCUUAUUAACAAGGGAGAAAAUAUCAACUCACAGGGCGGCGGAUACAGCAGUGCACUCCAGGCCGCCUCGUUCCACGGCCAUCACGAGAUUGUCAAACUGCUCUUGGAUAAUGAAGCGGACGUCAACGCGCAGGGUGGCCGCUACGACAAUGCUCUUCAGGCCGCCUUUUUGGAUGGCGAUCAAGAGAUUGUCAAACUGCUCUUGGAUAGAGGAGCGGACAUCAACGCGCAAGGCGGCGAAUAUACCAACGCUCUUUAG